This is a messenger RNA of Brachypodium distachyon (stiff brome), 1360 nucleotides long. Its product is annotated as salicylic acid-binding protein 2. Gene Ontology annotation, biological process: salicylic acid metabolic process; jasmonic acid metabolic process. The coding region runs from base 97 to 924 and encodes 275 amino acids. The transcript is spliced from 3 exons. Gene Ontology annotation, molecular function: methyl salicylate esterase activity; methyl jasmonate esterase activity; methyl indole-3-acetate esterase activity. The record is from RefSeq and is a predicted model, not a curated record. NCBI's taxonomy places the organism in Eukaryota, Viridiplantae, Streptophyta, Magnoliopsida, Poales, Poaceae.
AAGUUGAAGCACCUAGAGAUCAGAGACCCAGCAAUCGAGAAGCCAGCACGGACGAAGAAGAGUCACAACUCACAAAGACCCAGCGACGACGUACGCAUGCACAUGGCGGCUCCGGCGGUCUCGGGCGAGGCAGCUAGCAGCUGCAAGGGCAACAAGCACAUCGUCCUGGUGCACGGCGCGUGCCACGGCGGCUGGUCCUGGUUCAAGGUGGCGACGCGGCUCCGGGCGGCGGGGCACCGUGUGAGCACGCCCGACCUCGCGGCCUCGGGCGUCGACCCGCGGCCGCUGCGCGAGGUGCCCACGUUCCGCGACUACACGAGGCCGCUGCUGGACCUCCUGGAGUCCCUCCCGCCAGCUGGGGAGAAGGUGGUGCUCGUCGGCCACAGCCUCGGCGGCAUCAGCGUCGCCCUGGCCGCCGAGCUCUUCCCGGAGAAGAUCGCCGCCGCCGUGUUCCUCUCCGCCUUCAUGCCGGACCACAAGUCGCCGCCGUCGCACGUGCUCGAAAAGUUCGUGGAGGGGAGGACCCUGGACUGGAAGGACACGGAGAUGAAGCCCCAAGAUCCGGAGGGCAAGCUGCCUAUUUCCAUGCUGUUCGGGCCGGUGGUCACACGCUCAAAUUUCUACCAACUGUGCUCGCCGGAGGACUUCACGCUGGGGAGAUCCCUGAUGCGAGUGGGUUCGAUGUUCGUGGAAGACCUGAAACUGCAGCGGCCCUACUCCGAGGCUCGCUACGGGUGCGUGCGCAAGGUGUUCAUAGUCUGCAAGGACGACCUCGCCAUCGUGGAGGGGUUCCAGCGCUGGAUGAUACGGAACAACCCCGUGGAUGAGGUGAAGGAAAUAGACGGCGCGGACCACAUGGCGAUGCUCUCCACGCCCACCCAGCUCACGCAGUGCCUCUCGGACAUCGCUGAAACGUACGCUUGAUGGUGGUGGCGCAUGUACGUACGUACGUGUGUGGUGGGUGUACGGUUUAAUUGCUUCCUGAUCUUCGGUUUGUACGUACCGUCGCGUGACCGGCAUUUGUGACAUGACAUCUCUGCUGCUGCUGUCAUACGUCAUGCCUUGGCCGUGGCCGGGUGUGUUGUGUUGCACUUGUCCGGUUGUCCCGUUCGUUGUGUUUUCAAAGACUUGUGGUCCAUGGGCUUGAGACGCUGAUUGCGUAACGUCGUGGUGUACUUCGUGGCUUGGUUGGUGAAAAUAAAUGUGUGGAUGAACACAGGGAUCCACACACACAAACACGAUUAUCGUGUAGCUAUCCGAUAUAUAUGAUAAAUGACAUGUGCGGAUUCCUUGUACUCGCUCGCGCACUUUCUUGCUGGAGCGUUAAAGAAAUAAAAUGCACCGUUGUGUUUUUUUUGUC